AAUGUUCAUAGUGAAAUUAGUUACUUAGUUUAACAAGUACUUGCUAAGACCAUAUAAUGUCACUUGUAUGUACGAUUUUCUUGUUUCUCUUAAACGUUUCUUCUGCGUUCGCGUUUGUGGUUCCUAAACCACCAAUCGUAAGGCAACUAUCAACAUCAUUAACAUCAAAUUCAACAGCUUCUUGCUCAGCAAAUGGAAAUCCAAUCGAUGACUGCUGGAGAUGCGAUGAAAACUGGAAGGACAACCGCAAAAACCUUGCGGAUUGCGCGGUUGGAUUCGGACGAGACGCAAUUGGCGGUAGAGCCGGCGAGUUCUACACCGUAACUGAUUCAGGAGACGACAAUCCUCUAAAUCCAUCUCCAGGUACAUUACGGUACGCUGCAACACAAGAUCAACCUCUAUGGAUCAUUUUUGAUCGAGACAUGGUAAUACAACUAAAACAAGAUCUCCAAGUAGCAUCAUAUAAAACCAUUGAUGGUAGAGGAAAUAACGUACAAAUAGCUUAUGGGCCGUGUUUAACUUUAUAUAAAGUAAGUAAUGUUAUUAUAAACAAUCUUUAUAUUCACGAUUGUGUUCCGGCGAAACGGAAUGCUUUAUCGUCGUUGGGAGGAUACUCGGAUGGCGAUGGAAUCUCGAUAUUCGAGUCUCGAGAUAUUUGGAUUGAUCAUUGUACGUUAGAGAAAUGUUACGAUGGGCUUAUUGAUGCGGUGAAUGGAUCCACGGAUAUAACGAUUUCAAAUACUUACAUGUUGAAUCAUAAUGAAGUCAUGCUUUUGGGUCAUAGUGAUGAGUAUUCCGGUGAUCGGGAUAUGCGAGUUACGAUCGCCUUUAACUAUUUUGGUGAAGGACUUGUCCAGAGAAUGCCGAGGUGCAGGCAUGGAUAUUUUCACAUAGUGAAUAACAUUUAUAGAGAGUGGAAGAUGUAUGCUAUUGGUGGAAGUGCUAAUCCAACUAUCUUUAGUCAAGGAAAUGUUUUCAUAGCUUCCAAUAAUCAGUUCACCAAGGAGGUUACAAAGCGAGAGAGUGCAGAUGGAGACGAAGAAUGGAAGGAAUGGAAUUGGAAAUCAGAAGGAGAUGAAAUGGUUAACGGCGCUUUCUUUACACCGUCAGGGAAAGAGGAUUCUCCGAGCUAUGCGAAAUUUUCGAGUAUGGUAGCUCGACCAGCUUCACUUCUCAAGACCACACAUCCAUCAGUAGGUGUUCUUAGUUGCGAAAUUGACCAAGCUUGUUAAAACACAAACAUAAGCUUGUGACCAAAUCUAGUGUUGUCCCUCUUCUUCAUUUUUUUCUCUUCUUCUUGUUGUGGUUAUUGUUAUAGCACACAGGAUUUGUAUUGAAUGUAUGAUGAUCAUAGACCCAAGCAACAAUUGUUUAUUGUCAAAUUUUCAUCCUAUACUAUUAUUUGGGGAGUACACUUUAUAAGAUACCCUUAACUAACCUUCCCUUUUGUAAGAUUUUACUUAAGAAUGCCAUUACAAAAAUCUUCUUUUAAAACAAAUUUCAUUCAAUUUA
Arabidopsis arenosa is the source of this 1512-nucleotide messenger RNA. The record is from the annotation of a GenBank genome assembly. Lineage: Eukaryota; Viridiplantae; Streptophyta; Magnoliopsida; Brassicales; Brassicaceae.